Messenger RNA from Emiliania huxleyi CCMP1516, 435 nucleotides. RefSeq lists its product as hypothetical. The transcript is spliced from 3 exons. NCBI's taxonomy places the organism in Eukaryota, Haptophyta, Isochrysidales, Noelaerhabdaceae. The record is from RefSeq and is a predicted model, not a curated record. The coding region runs from base 1 to 435 and encodes 144 amino acids.
AUGUCCCCUGUCUACCCUGAGCGCCUGCCUCUCGACAUCAACGUCUCAACCUUCUGGCUCCGCGUGCACAGCGAAGAUCGGAAGAAAAACUCCGUGGCUCUCCUGCUCCUGACAAGGGACACGACAGGCUCGCAGCGCGGUGUGGUGACAGAGUGGCACCGCGGGCAGACAAACGUCUUCUUUCCUGGAGAGACCAGAUUUACUAAGUGCACGGUCCUCUGCCGCGUGGGCGGCCGUGGGAGGGUGUGCGUUGUGCCCGAGUUUGAGGAUGCCCUCGCCGGAGAGCUCAUGGACGCGGGCAUGCAGCAUGACUUCACGCAAGCCGUCGCCUUCAAAAUACGGCAGAGGCGCGUGCUACUAACGGAUGCCGUGCCGGAUGACAUUGCUGCGCGCGUCUGCCAGGCUGCAUGGACAUGGCGGGCUGCAGCCCAGUAA